Messenger RNA from Thamnophis sirtalis, 7587 nucleotides. Lineage: Eukaryota; Metazoa; Chordata; Lepidosauria; Squamata; Natricidae. The record is from RefSeq and is a predicted model, not a curated record.
AUGCCUUUGCAAGCCCUGCCGGCCCAGUUGCCGCCCCAGCUUGCCCCCGUCGACUCUUUGCCAGCAGAGCUGGCUCAGCUGUACCAGCACCAGCUCAACCAGGGCCUCUUGCAGCAGCAGCAGCAGCAGCAGCAGCAGCAGCAGCAGCAGCAGAACAAGAGGCCACGGACACGAAUCACCGACGAGCAGCUCCGGGUCUUGAGGCAGUAUUUUGACAUCAACAAUUCCCCCAGUGAGGAGCAGAUCAAGGAGAUGGCCGAGAAAUCUGGUCUGCCGCAGAAGGUGAUCAAACACUGGUUCCGAAAUACGCUUUUCAAGGAGCGCCAGCGCAACAAGGACUCGCCGUACAACUUCAGCAACCCUCCCAUCACCAGCCUGGAAGACCUGAAAGUGGACUCCCGGCCGUCUUCUCCGGAGCCUCAGAAGCACGAGUACUGGGGGAGCAAGAGGUCCUCCCGAACCCGCUUCACAGACUACCAGCUUCGGGUGCUGCAGGACUUCUUUGACGCCAACGCUUACCCGAAGGAUGACGAGUUUGAGCAGCUUUCCAACCUGCUGAACCUCCCAACUCGGGUGAUCGUGGUGUGGUUCCAGAACGCUCGCCAGAAAGCCAGGAAGAACUACGAGAAUCAGGGGGAAGGCAAAGAAGGGGAGCGACGGGAGCUGACCAACGACCGAUACAUCCGGACGAGCAACCUGAACUACCAGUGCAAGAAGUGCAGCUUAGUCUUCCAGCGCAUCUUCGACCUGAUCAAACAUCAGAAGAAGCUCUGCUACAAGGACGAAGACGAAGACGGGCAGGAGGACAGUCAGAACGAAGACUCCAUGGACGCUACGGAGCUCCUGACGCCCAGCAGCUCCUCCUGCAGCACCCCGAUGCCUUCCCAGGCUUACGGCACGCCCACCUCCUCCGCCAGCGCGGCCUUUCCGUCACAGAGUACCACCGAGGCGGAUAGCGACUGCCCUGCUGCCUGCCAGCCUAAAGCAAACGCUGCCGAUGAGAAACCAAAGCACCCGGAGCCUUCAAGCGCCGCGCAACAAAGCCCGGCUUCAGACAAGCAGCGGCAACCAAAGCGAGAUGGGCAGGUCCCGGCGCAGGACCAAGAAGAGCUGAAGCUGAGCUCGGUGCACCCAAAGGCCUCCCCGCCCCUCCAGCAGCAGCCGGCCCACCCUCUGCAGGGGGGCCCGCCCCAGGCAAGCCCUCCCCCCGCCCAGCUGUCUCACCUGCCUCACAAGCCCCUGGCCACGCCCAUUGCGCAGCAGCUGGCCAGCCUGCCCCCUCAGCUUGUUCCGUAUCAGUGUAAGCAGUGCAAGCUGGCCUUCCCUUCCUUUGAGCACUGGCAAGAACACCAGCAGCUGCAUUUCCUGAGCACUCAGGGCCAGUUUCUCCACCCUCAGUUCGACCUGCCCUUCAUGCUCUUCGACCCCAGUAACCCACUGCUGGCUAGCCAGCUGCUCUCUGGGACCCUUUCCCAGCUGCCCAUGAGCUCGGCCACCUCGCCCUCCACCCCAACCGCCACCAUGAGCAGCCUGAAGAGGAAGCUGGAGGAGAAAGCCAGGGUCAGCCCGGUCGGGAACGAUGGCGGCGCUGGGGGAGAGGAGCCCCAGCGGGAUAAGCGCCUCCGGACCACCAUCACCCCUGAGCAGCUGGAAGUGCUGUACCAGAAAUACCUCCUGGACUCCAACCCCACACGCAAGAUGCUCGACCACAUCGCCCACGAAGUGGGCUUGAAGAAGCGGGUGGUGCAGGUGUGGUUCCAGAACACCCGCGCCCGGGAGAGGAAAGGGCAGUUCCGAGCAGUGGGGCCUGCUCAAGCCCACCGGCGGUGCCCUUUCUGCCGGGCCCUCUUCAAAGCCAAGACCGCCCUGGAAGCCCAUAUCCGAUCUCGGCACUGGCAUGAAGCCAAGCGGGCGGGAUACAACUUGGCCUUGUCAGCCAUGCUUCUGGACUGUGAAGGAGGAGGAGGAGGAGUGGGGGGCCUCCUGGGGAAAGGAGACCUCUUUGACGGGGCCAACUUUGCACAGCUGUCUGCCCCCGGCAGUAGCAGUGACAGCCAGGGAAUCCCCCUCUCCCCAGGCAGCAAGUCUCUAGAGCUCUCUCCGCAGACCCUGCUGAGCCCGUCCUCCAUCAAGGUGGAAGGCGUGGAAGACUUGGAGAGUCCCUCGGUGUCCUCGGUCCACCUGAGCUUUGACCAAGCCAAGCUGGACAACGACGACUGCUCUUCCGUCAACACAGCCCUCACAGACACGACGACGGGGGACGAGACCAAUGCAGACAACGACAGCGCUACAGGGGUCUUCACAGAAGCCAGGGGGAGCUUGGGGCCAAGCGAGGGUCUGACCAAGGCGGCCAUGUUAGCCAUGUCAGAGUACGAAGACAGACUCUCCUCGGGCCUGGUGAGCCCAGCUCCCAGCUUCCACAGCAAGGAGUACGACAACGAAGGCACCGUGGAUUACAGCGAGACCUCAAGCCUGGCAGACCCCUGCUCUCCUAGCCCGGGCACCAGCGGCUCGGCAGGCAAAUCCGGGGACGGCGGGGAUCGGCCAGGACAGAAGCGCUUCCGGACCCAGAUGACCAACCUCCAGCUGAAAGUCCUGAAGGCCUGCUUCAGCGACUACAGGACCCCCACCAUGCUGGAGUGUGAGGUUCUGGGCAAUGACAUUGGGCUCCCCAAGAGAGUUAUCCAGGUCUGGUUCCAGAACGCCCGAGCCAAAGAAAAGAAAGCCAAGCUCAACAUGGCCAAGCAUUUUGGCAUUAAUCAAAGUGGCUACGAGGGGCCAAAAACCGAGUGCACCUUGUGUGGCAUCAAGUACGGUGCCCGCCUAUCUGUCCGGGACCACAUCUUCUCUGAGCAGCACAUCUCCAAAGUGAAAGAGACGGUUGGGAGUCAGCUGGACAAAGAGAAGGAGUAUUUUGACCCGGCCACUGUCCGCCAGCUGAUGGCGCAGCAAGAGCUGGACCGACUCAAGAAGGCCAAUGAAGCCCUUGGCCUGGCGGCUCAGCAACAAGGCAUGUUUGACAGUCCCCCCUUGCAGGCUUUGAACAUUCCUGCCAGCUACCCAGCGGCCCUUCAGAGCAUCCCUCCGGUCCUGUUACCAGGUUUGAACAGCCCAUCCCUGCCUGGCUUCACUCCUUCCAAUACAGCUUUAACGUCUCCCAAACCCGCCCUGAUGGGUCUGCCAGGCACAAGCGUUCCCUCGCCCGGGCUUCCCACCUCGGGAUCCCCAAAUAAGACGGCCCCCCUCAGUUCCCCCCCGCCAGCACAAACCUCCGUGGGCUCCACAACCCCCCUCCCACUGCGGAAGGACAAGGAGAGCGAGAAGGCGAAGGAGAAGGAGCGCCCCUCCAAGACCCGGGGGGAGGCCCUGUCGGGGCCCAAGAAGGACAAAGGGGAGGCGCCCAACCCUGGCCCGGCUUUCCCCGCCAUGGGGCCUGCGCUGGAGUACUCGGCAGAGCCUACCCAGCUGCAGGCCCUGCAGGCGGCUCUCAACACGGAGUCCCUGGCCUUGCUGACCAAUCCCUUCCUCCCGUGUUUUGUGCCCGGCUUCUCUCCGUACUACGCCCCUCAGCUCCCGGGGGCCUUGCAGAGUGGAUACCUCCAGCCCAUGUACAGCAUGGAAGGGGUCUUCCCCUACGGCCCGGCCCUGUCGCAGGCCCUGCUUGGCGUUUCCCCGGGCUCCCUGCUGCAGCACUACCAGCAAUAUCAACAGAGCCUCCAGGAGGCGCUGCAACGGCAAGUGCAGCUGCCCUUGCCCAAAGGCAGCCAGCCCCCCGUCCCCACGGAGGGCCUCUCCCCUGAAAAAGGCCCUGCCAAAGAAUCCCCCAGGCCAGAAGAGAAGAGCAGCUCCCGCCAGGGAUCCCCCCGAAGAGAGCUCGCCACCGCAGGAAGCAGCAGCAGCAGCAGCAGCGCCCCGGACUCCCUCUGGGACCCCUUCAUUGUCCCUCCGGUGCAGUACAGACUGGUGUGCCGGAAAUGCCAGGCCGGAUUCGGGAGCCAAGAGGCGGCCGACGUCCACCUGAAAUCCCUCUGCUGCUUUGGCCAGUCGAUGGGGACUCUGCCCGAGAUGGCGCUUCAGGUGCUCGCUGGCGGGGGCGGCUCCUACCAGUGCGUGGCGUGUGAGAGCACGGUGUGUGGGGAAGAGGCCCUCCAGCAGCAUCUGGAGUCUGCCCCCCACAGACAGCACCAGACAGUCCCCCGAGCAGCAGCCAGAAACGCCAAAGAGCCCCCCAGUCAAUUACCUCACUCUGCCUGCCUCCCUGACCCGAGCACCGCAUCUACCUCGCAGCCCACCGCUCACCCCAAGAACGGCCCCCUGCCUGCCGCUGCCCCCCACUCCUCCAAAAAGCCCUGGCCUCCGGCAGCCUCCCCUCCAGGGAAGCCCCCGCCUCUCUCCUCAUCUUCAACGGUUACCUCAAGCUCAUGCAGCACCUCAGGGGUUCAGCCCUCUCUGAUGCCAAGGAAAUUCUCUUCGGAGGAGUCUGACUCGGGCCGCGGGCCGGAGGCCGGGGCCCCGCUAGAGCCCAGCUCCCCUCGGGACGGCGGCCUCCCCAGCGUGGACCCUUUCCGAUUGUAAGCUUUGAAGACAGACUCUUGCAAAAUGAAUCUAGAAAUAACAAACCGGUUUCAGAAAUAGACUAACUGCAAUCCCAAAGCUUCUAACCAAAAAAGAAAAACGAACCGAGGGAGAAAACGCCUGGGUGGUUUUCCCAGAGGCCGAUGCUGGCAGCUCGGCUUGCUUCUGGGCGGCCGAAAGGUUUGCUGCGGCUCUCUCAAAGGUGGCUGUCACCCCCCCCCAAAGGAAUCAGCCCCCCCACCCGCACAGCCCCCUUGAGAGCGCAGUGGAGGCCAGCAUAACUGUGUGGGAAAGCAGAUCGCCCGGGACCAUUUUAAACUUCUUGCUAUCUUAGCCUUCAGAUACCAAUGGCUUGCUUGCUAAAAGGAAAAAAGAAAUGUAACGUUUUUAUUCUCAGGUCAAUUGCUCACACUUUGUUCGGUUUUCAGAAUCAUUGUUUUAUAUAAAUAUAUAUAUAUAAUUUCUUUUCUUUUUUUGGUUUUGAUUUUUUCCAAGGAAAGGAUUUUUUGUUGUUAAUUUAAAAAUGGGCAGAAAGUAUUCAAGAGAAACAAUGUGAACUACAGUAAGUUAGCUUUCUGGGGAUUUUAGGGGCAUCUUUUCUGCUGAAGCCAAUUUCAAGGGGGACCAUUCAGCCCCCCUCCCCCUUUUCAGAAAAGAAAACACGCAGAGCGUUAAGGACUUGGAGUUCUAAACAACUGACUUUCUGUAUUUAUGAUAGAUAUGACCAUUUUUGGUGUUGAGUAGAUUGUUCCAUUGGAAAUGAACUGAAGCAGUAUGGUAGAUUUAAAGACACCCCCCACCCUUUUGUGUAUGUUUAGCUUUUGUAGAUGGUCCGGCUGGCGGCUUCUCAUUCGAUGUUGUCUUGUCCAUUCCUGUCCUGACCGGAUGGAGCCCAGUCUGACUCGCCGCAGCUUUUGCGUCCAUCCCUCCGUUCCCCAGGCCAUCCUGUCCUAAGCUUCCACUUAUCAGUCGCUGCCUUCGUUCCUCAGAGGGCGGCUGCAAAGUUAUUUUAUAAAGGAAAAAAGGGGAAUCCCUUCUGAAAUAUUUUUCUUGGGAGCUCAAAAGUUUCUAAGGUGUAUCCCUGUCGAUUGUGCACUUAACUCUCUCCCUCUCCUUUCGGCUUCCUUCCCUCCCUGUGUAAAGGCUCCAUUUUGGAAAUGUCGGCCUUCCUUUCUCUUUCUGCCCUUGGGGCCCCCACGUUCCUUUUGAAGGACUUUCCGAGAUGGGGCGAGUGGGCGGGCCUUUUGUUUCUUUCCUCCAGAAGAAGUUUAUGCUUUAAAUGAAACCCAAAGACAAACCCUUUCGGCCGCUGGUGCAGAAGGAGCAAAAGAGGCGUCUUUCGAGGAUUCGUUUCUCUUUUGGCCACAAGGCUCCCUUGGGCGCCCAUGAAUGAAGGAGCCUCGGUGCUUCUCCCGCCCUGAGCCUCGACAGACACUUGGGGGGUUCUGACGGCGUGCCGUGCUCAGAAACGAGGAGGGCGAGCCUGGAGAGCCAUAGCCCAGAUGUCCUUCUAUGGCCGUCUCCUGCAAAGGGAAAGGGAUUCGGCUGCCAGGCUGAGUUUGCGGCCAGGUGUUUUGAGCCCAGUGCCACCAUCCCUGCGUGCCAUACCCCGCCCCCCACCCCCAAGUGCUCUGCCAAUAGAGCCUGCACCCCUUUCACUUCCCAGCUCCAGACCCUCCCCCUGACUGACGGAAGGGGGCUCUGGGAAAGGCAGCCUCCCCACUGCUGCCCCUCUCUUAGCUGCUGAUCACUUGAUGGGGGAUCCACCACCCUUCCCUGACCGGAAACCCCUUGCCCUGAGUUGCCCUGGGCCCCAGUGGCCGCCGGGACUGCCCCGAACAGCCCCCUCUUUAGAUCCAAAGUGGUGCGGGUGGGUUCUCAUGGUUUGAGAGAGUGUGUUGCUGUUGAACAUGACUUAGUAUCCUGAGACUAUUCAUUUUAUCUUUGGUUCUUUAUGUGGUAUAUACCUUGUUAGUUUAACACUAGCCUUUCCUGGCCAGUUUUGUGGUCUGCUUGCGUUGACCUCUUUGGCCCCCUUUCUAUCUUCUGCCCUGGUUCCCUCCCUCUGCCCUCUUCUCCCGUUCUGCCUUUCCUCCAUCUGCCUGGGGCAUCCCCACGUCCUUCCCAGUCUUCUGCCUGCAGGCCUCCACACUCAGCAGAGCUGACGCUGCAGAGCUGCCGGGGAGGACAUUGGCAGCAGGGUCCUCCCUGGUAGGGCAGUGGCAAGCAUCGAGCAGGCUCCUGCCUUGAGCCAAGCUAAGGCCCAACCGAGAUUGCACCUCACCCUCUGGGGCCCUCUGGGGAGGAGCAAGCAGCUAUGGCGAUCCCGGCCUCCGAAGAGGGCUGUGCCAGCGCUUGAGGCCGGGGGUCUUUCCGCCUCUGAGCCCUUCUGUUUGACGGGAGGAACCAGGGGGAGGCCAGGAAUAGUCCUGCCCAAGAAUGUUAGCAAUGCAGACGGACGUGGCUGGCUCCAAGGUGGUGCCCAGCUGGGCCUGGCCCUUAGGCCUUGGGCACACGAGGAAGUGGAAUCCUUUCUGGUUGGUCGGCUGUCUAGACGGGUGGAUGGCUCUGAAAAUCCUGCCCACUGUGAAACACAUAACUUUUUACUAUUUUUUCAUUCCUUUGGUUGGGGGGAGGGGGACAAGACUGGAUAAAACAGAAAGUAUAAAUGAGGUGAAGUCUCUAAACAGCCUUUGCAAUGUACAAAAACUAGAGCAAGUGAAACCAAAAAUGACGUUCUUGGUGUUUUUCUAUAAUGUCGUCUUGUUAGCUUUUUUGUUACUGUAAUAAUGCUGAUCUCAAAUUGUACCAAAAUACAUAGAGAUGGACAAAAGCAGAACCACACAGAACUCUAAAAAAGAAACCAAACAAAUUUUGUCACAAAACACUUUGUUGUCAUAGUUAAGUUGAUUGUAGAUGGUAUUGAAUAUACUCCUUUGAAAAUAUUUCAUCAAGUAUGUUUCCUGCUCAUUGUGGUACAUUAAAAAAAAAUGAGCCAAAGCUCUUCUUGUC